Messenger RNA from Rotaria socialis, 552 nucleotides. The record is from the annotation of a GenBank genome assembly. Lineage: Eukaryota; Metazoa; Rotifera; Eurotatoria; Philodinida; Philodinidae.
AUGGGUAGUGAAAGUAUCAAACCACCAGCGUACUAUUAUCCAAGAUCUCCACUGAGGCCAAUUUUAAAGAGACAAGCGUCCUAUCCAAAUUCUUCCGCACCCAUACAGACAGGUUAUCCUGAAAAUAUAACUAAUCAGCCUUUAGAACCUACUCAAAACGCUAUUCCACAGGUAUAUACUUCCCAAACACAAGUGGAAGAGUAUCGACCAGAAAAUUCUUCACCAACCCAUAAGUAUCAUAGCCAUCACCAUCAUAAUAAUUCUAUUCAUGUUCAUCAUCAUCCACCACCACAGCUUCCAAUUCCUUCAGACCGUGCAACACAAACAAAUCCUUCUGUAUUCUUUAGAGCCGAUGACUCAUUGCAAAUAUCCAACGCGGCUUUUACAAAAACAAUGCGAGUCACUCCUUCAUUCCUUCGAGAUAGUUCCUGUUCAUUUGAUGACGAUGAUUUUUCAAGUACAAACCCGCCACCUGCCACUUUAGCUCAAAAAUCUACACCUUCUACUACAGUUCAACAAUACCCGUCUACUGGUGCGAAUAAAAACCAUUAA